GGCCGGCCACCGCCAACCACCACUUUUCAUUGUGCAAAGGGCAUUUUCUCCGUGCGAUUUUAAUUUAAUUUAUUUUCCCCUGCAGUCCGAGUGCAAUUAAUAUAAUCCACCAUGGGCAAGGAUAGAGCCGAAAAGAAGGAGAAGCGCGAGAAGAAGGAGAAGCGCGCCGAGAAGGACGGAGUGCACAAGAGCAAGAAGGACAAGAAGGAAAAGAAGGACAAGGCGGCGCUGGCCGACGCGGUCGAGAAGGAGCUCACCACGCAGGUGCUGGAGGGCCUUGAGCAGGCUGUUGCUGCCGUGCCGGUUGCCAGCGUCAAUGGCGAGAUCGAGGUGGACGUGAUGGAGGUCGAGGGCCGGCCGGUGGGCGCUCUGGUGCCGUUUGCGAGCCCUCUGGUUGAGGACAAGAACGCCAAGAAGGUGUUGAAGAGUGUUAAGAAGGCUGCCGUCAACAAAUCUCUCAAGCGCGGCGUCAAGGAGGUCGUCAAGGCGCUCCGCAAAUCUCCCAUCCCCGCCGCCAACGCAACCCCAGGCACCCCGAACGGCAUCGUCGUCCUCGCCGCCGACAUCUCCCCGAUGGACGUCAUCUCGCACAUCCCCGUCCUGUGCGAGGACCACGGCAUCCCAUACGUCUUCAUCACGUCGCGUGCUGAGCUCGGUGCCUCGGCCGCCACGAAACGGCCCACCAGCGUGGUCAUGGUUGUCCCCAAGUCCUCGGGCAAGGGCAAGAAGGACGCUGCCGCCGACGAGGCCGAGUUCACCAAGGUCUACGAGGAGCUGGCCAAGUUGGCGGAGAAGGAGCUCAAGCGCGUGGCUCUGUAAAAAACCAAAAAGACAAAAAAAAAAGCCUACCUACCUCCUCCUUGCCUCUUGGUUUCUGUUUUAAUUUCCUCAUACUGUUUUUUUUUUUCUCUUUCAUAUACAAUUUCCGGUCAUAUGAUCUUGCUGUACAGUUUGCAAUUGCUAUGUGGGAUUCGAUUUCCGAGGCGUUUCACAUUGGUGUAUCAUGGCAGGAUAAAAGAAUAAGAAUAAAUAUAAGCACAAUCAAACCGUACAAAAUAUACUAAAAAGAGUGUUCAAAUAGAGUACAUGGGAGUACAGAGAUGGAAUAGACUACGGAUAUACAAUUCCAUACCAACGCUCAAGACCUAACCAGAAAACAUAACCAUGACAAGACCAUCAGACAAAGAUGAGCUGACCGAGCAUAUCAGCAUCUCCAUCAUCCUGCCACAAGAUACGAAUAAAACCCAUAAAAAAAAAGAAUUAUUGUCCCCUGUUAAGAAGAAACAUACUUCCCCCCAACCAGCUUGCGCA
This is a messenger RNA of Penicilliopsis zonata CBS 506.65, 1311 nucleotides long. RefSeq lists its product as hypothetical. Gene Ontology annotation, molecular function: box H/ACA snoRNA binding. The transcript is spliced from 2 exons. The record is from RefSeq and is a predicted model, not a curated record. NCBI's taxonomy places the organism in Eukaryota, Fungi, Ascomycota, Eurotiomycetes, Eurotiales, Aspergillaceae. Gene Ontology annotation, cellular component: box H/ACA snoRNP complex. Gene Ontology annotation, biological process: rRNA pseudouridine synthesis; ribosome biogenesis; snRNA pseudouridine synthesis. The coding region runs from base 112 to 819 and encodes 235 amino acids.